Messenger RNA from Plectropomus leopardus (leopard coralgrouper), 3148 nucleotides. Its product is annotated as copine-3-like. The record is from RefSeq and is a predicted model, not a curated record. Lineage: Eukaryota; Metazoa; Chordata; Actinopteri; Perciformes; Serranidae. Gene Ontology annotation, biological process: cellular response to calcium ion; ERBB2 signaling pathway. Gene Ontology annotation, cellular component: plasma membrane. Gene Ontology annotation, molecular function: calcium-dependent phospholipid binding; receptor tyrosine kinase binding.
UUGUCUGCCUGAGCAGAGUUGAGGGAGUAGACCUCGGAAGGGGGACACCACCCUCUGAAGCCAUAGCGUCAACGAUAAUUUUCAGCAGCUAGCACCACCCAACAUACUACUUUGUUUUUGAGUCUUUUAACGCUUCCCACACAUUGAAAGCUCCAGUCAGACAUGGCUGCGCAGUGUGUAACCAAGGUGGAGCUGACUGUGUCCUGUGACAAUCUCCUGGACAAAGACAUCGGCUCCAAGUCCGAUCCUAUGUGUGCCCUGUUUAUGAGCAGCUCUGAUUCCCAGUUUUAUGAGGUGGGACGCACAGAGAAAGUCCAGAAUUGCCUCUCCCCAAAGUUCGCAAAAAAGUUUGUCGUCGAUUACUAUUUCGAAAUAGUGCAGAAACUGAAGUUUGGGGUUUAUGACAUCGACAACCAAACGAUUGACCUGAGUGACGAUGACUUCCUGGGGCAACUGGAGUGCACUUUGGGACAGGUUGUGUCCAGUAAAAAACUGACCCGGCCACUUGUUUUGAAGAACAAGACCCCUGCAGGAAAAGGGACCAUCACAAUCAGUGCUGAAGAAAUAAAAGACAACAGGGUGGUGAAUUUUGAAGUUGAAGCUAGGAAACUAGAUAACAAGGAUUUUUUUGGGAAAUCUGACCCUUACUUGGAAUUCUACAAGCAAACAGCAACUGGAUGGCAGCUGGCUCACAGGACUGAGGUGGUGAACAACAACUUGAAUCCAACAUGGAAGCCCUUUCGAAUCCCCCUGCAGUCUCUCUGUGGAGGAGACAUGGACAAACCUAUAAAAGUUGAGUGUUAUGACUAUGACAAUGAUGGCUCACAUGACCUUAUUGGAAUCUUUGAGACCACAAUGACACGCUUCCAACAAGCAUCACGGACAUCUCCGGCAGAGUUUGAAUGUAUCAACAGUAAAAAGAAGCAGAAGAAGAAAGGCUACAAGAACUCUGGUGUUGUGAGCGUGAAGCUAUGCCAGGUGGUGAAGGAGUAUACCUUCCUGGAUUAUAUAAUGGGAGGCUGUCAGCUCAACUUCACCGUCGCCAUUGACUUCACAGGCUCCAACGGGGAUCCGAAGUCUCCUCAGUCUCUGCAUUACAUCAGUCCUCAGGGUGUUAAUGAGUACCUCACCGCUAUCUGGUCUGUGGGCAAUGUCAUCCAGGACUAUGACAGUGACAAGAUGUUUCCUGCUUUUGGCUUUGGAGCCCAAAUUCCUCCCACAUGGCAGGUUUCUCAUGAGUUUCCUCUCAAUUUCAACCCGUCAAAUCCCUUUUGUGCAGGUGUUGAGGGUGUGGUGGAAGCAUACAGGGUGUGUCUGCCACAGGUCAAACUCUACGGUCCCACCAACUUCUCCCCUAUCAUCAACCACGUAGCCUGCUUUGCAAAGCAAGCCCUCCAGCAGACUACUGCAUCACAAUACUUUGUCCUGCUGAUCAUCACUGACGGAGUGAUCACAGACAUGGAUGACACACGCAGCGCCAUCGUCAACGCCUCUCGACUGCCCAUGUCGAUCAUCAUUGUUGGAGUUGGGGGGGCAGACUUCAGCGCCAUGGAGUUCCUGGAUGGAGACGACGGAUGUCUGCGCUCUCAGACGGGCCAGGCUGCCAUGCGAGACAUUGUGCAGUUUGUGCCAUUCAGGCAGUUUCAGAAUGCUCCUCGAGAAGCCCUGGCAAAGAGUGUUUUGGCAGAAGUUCCAGCUCAGGUGGUGAACUUUUUCAAUACCACGAAGCUGACUCCUCCCAACUCUGACCCUGCACAAAAUCCUGCACCAAACCCGGAAGGGACCAUCUGAUACCACAGGGAAGAAACUAAGCAUAGACCAAUUCAUCUCUCACAGAUAAAAAGCGACUUAAUCUCAUUACAAAUUAGACAAAUGUCAUUUGUACACUUCACUAGCUUAGCCCUUUUUUUAUUUCACCAGCUUAACGAAACACCGGCAUGUAGCUCAGCUUAGCCAAAGACAACAACCCCACAAUACAUUGCACAUAAGCACUCCACUCUUUUGACCAACCUGUGUUUUUUAAAGUGCCAAAAUAGAUCUUGCUUUUGGCAGAUAACCUAUUUAUCAGCCUGUUGUUAGCUGUUUAUCAGCGCUACUACAAUUUAAAAAUCAUUCCAUCAUUUUUUAAAGAAUAAUGCAUGGGGAAUUGCACUUAAAAUAUACAUUUAUUAUUUCUGUUGCACUUACUGAAACAGAAUAAAUAGGAAAAACAUUUCUCAUUGAAACACUGCACUGGUUGUGAACAAACCUGUUGCUGUUUUUUUUAUGCAUUAUCAAAGUUAAUUUUUAUGCCUGUUUGAUGGCUCCAGCAUCAGGUUCCAAAAGUAAAAGUCCUCAAUAAAUGCAUGGGAAACUGGUGUAACUAAGUAUAUUACAUAGGGCGUAUGUAUGUAUAUAUACCUCCCCUCUUACAAGAUAUUUACAUCCUCAGUACAAUGGCUGCAGCACUGGCAGUAGCAUAACUAUAUACAUAUAGCCAAAUAGCUUUAAAGCUGCUGCCAAUAUGCCACUUAAACAAUAUAUCAGGAUAAGUGUUGCACAUGCUUCCUUAUGCACUCGCUUAUAUUAAUGCCUUAUACUCAAAGACCUAAAAUUUAGUUAUUUUACUCAGUGUAGUGCCAAUGUUUUUUUUACCUUUAGGUAUCAAUCUGAAAUAUUGUGAUAACUAAAAAGUUGUCUCAUUGUAGAGUUGGUUGUUUUGUUCUAGUGUUAUCACUCACGAUAUUUGUGUGCAUUGAUUGUGGUCUGCCAUAAUGCCAGUUAGUUUUGGUCACUUUGCCUUCCAUAUUUAAAUUAGCAAAGUAACCGUUGAUCCUAAACUAAGGGUGUUUUUUUUCCCCAGUGAUAUGAUCAUUGACUUCAUCCAGUUUUCAUCUCUGUUCAGGAAACUGACCUCAUAAAUAUAUAUAUCAGUAUUAAACAUGCAGUCACAGUAGAAACUCAGCACAGUACUGGUAAUUAUAAUCUAUGCAUAUUUAGUGCUUUUGUCUUUCUGUUGUGAUUUCAUUGUUUUAUAUUUUCAGCGAAAGCUUCAAAACGUGUCUGAUGUAUCAUGUUUUAGCUUCUAAUAGAAAAAGGUAAUGUGCCUUAAGUGUUAUCAAACAGAAAGAUUAAGCUUGCUAAUAAAGCACCUCUUAUUCAAUACAAA